Messenger RNA from Peronospora belbahrii, 2877 nucleotides. Lineage: Eukaryota; Oomycota; Peronosporomycetes; Peronosporales; Peronosporaceae. The record is from the annotation of a GenBank genome assembly.
AUGCCGCUUAUGCUUGGAUCUCCACGACCAAGCACACCUGUGCCUCAAGAGGAAGAGGAUGGCAUAUAUCGAUCUUUAUUCCAACAACCAGUAGUAGAUAUACCAUCUGCAGCUCCAUCUUAUGCCUGGUUUGAAUUCCUGCUACACCCCGCAGCGCUUCAGAAACACUUGAAGAAACUUCAACUUCAACAAGAGAAUGAUGUUCAUAGUGCAACUUCAGCAAUCGAGUUAGUACGUGAAUUUCUAGAGCAGGCGCAAUUAGUAGCCGAUGAGGGUAACGUACGCAAUAAACGGUAUAGUGCCCUGCUACUCAUGGCAGCUCAAGUUGCAUUACAAAUGCAACUGUCACUCUCCGCCAUUGAACAAGCACUGGCGCUGCAUUUCCAGCGAUUAUUGAUGGACGGUAUUGUGGAUUUUGCCGAACAAUUGCCCAACAGCCGUAACGAAUUGAUGCAGGGUGUAAUCAUUCAGCCCUACGAAGCCCAUGUGCUGCAUAAUCGAUGGACACUACGAGCACUUGUGAAACAAUCGCAGAAUGGAUACUUGACCUGUAGCACACGUAGUGAGGCCGACGAGAUUUCAUCCACAUAUCAAAUGGCACUAGGGGAUUUGAUGGUCAAUCACUUGCAGAUUGCACAGAAUGUUUUGACGAUUUUGAUGAAUGAUGAAAAGCAGAAACUGACAGCACAGACUCGACUGGAAACUUACUAUGAUUUAGGUGUUUAUUUCUUCAGCUUUAACGGGUUUGAAAAGGCCUACAGCUGCUUUAGUCGCGCUUUGGAACUCGGGGAGGAUGGAGAAAAUAGUGACGAGAAGAUGGAGGAAAGUGGCACAAGCAAGUUUUGUGCAGAUAAUCGAGCGGAUCUGGAAGGAUAUUUAACCGCAUGUGAAGCUGUGCUCGAGGUGCAAUCUGUGAACGAGAGCCCUGCAUUGUUAAAAACACCUAGGAUGCAGGUUGAAAUAGCAUGGGAAGCACGAGAUUGGGACAAGGUGAUCCAGAUACUUGAAAGUGACAUUGUGGCUUCGGAGCUGACGAGACUGUCACCGGGUUAUCGAGCUGCACUAGAGCAACAAGCGCUUCGUUUGCUGCGAUCAAGUUGCAACAAUGUAAUGGAGGAAGAUGGUCCACAUGGUGCUAUCUCUACUAUAAGGUUCUUUUACAAACGCGUUGUGAUGGAAAACGCCGUGAUGGUUCUUUUGCUAAAUGGUGACCAGGAAUCGACCACGUCUCUAGAGACUUGCGUCUGCCUAUGCGUCCGUAUGCUUCAAGAAGAGAUUUUUCAUUCAAUAACACGAAACACCAGCAACAACAAUGAGACCAAGAAAAACUUCUCAGUGUUAGCUCGUUUCGUGCUAGCGCUCAGUGGCUUUGCAUUCUCGAACAGCCCGAACAAGAAUGCCGAGUCACGUAUCAAGCAAUUUGUUUGUCAGGUCGUUCGUCACUUUCCGUGCAUCACCGAUUUGGAAGACGUAUCAGAUCUCCUUCGACGCUGCGGUGGCCUUCAUGUAGCCGAAGACACUGCAGUUAUGCCUUUUGCGGAAAGCUUGGUCAGUGCAGUGGCGGUAGAAGAACGCCUUCAAACUGCAGUGGCUACGCAAAGGAGGUAUUUUCGCAUGAUGGCAGACGUGGGCAGCAUAGUUACAUUUGCUAACGCGAGAUCAAAGAAUGCGUUUGUUGCUGCUCUCCAGGACGAGUUGGAUGACGUGUCCGAGGCCGGCAACGUUGCGCACACAUCAGAAAUGGCGGGGGGCAUGAGGAUUGAAAGGUACAGCACACCUUCUCGGAAUCUAAUUGCGUUUUGCGCAGCCAACAAUUGCUGGAAGCUACUAAGUCAGUGCGAGGUUAUGGCACCUGUUUCAUCUCAUUUGCGCUACGAACUGGAGUUUGUGGUGGCGUGUGGUGCGCUGACGCAGUAUUUAUCCUCUCUUGCGUCGCCUUCGCUUUCUUCUGGUGCACUGAAGAUUUCAAACUCAGGAAUUGAGACGUCUUCCGUAUUAGGGUCCAAAAACGACGAAUUCUCCAUCGCGACAAGUAACAUGCUCGUGACUGAGAUCUUGCUGAAAUGGCGUGAAUGGGUGAGUGCAAUUCGUGCAAGCCUGGCAGACAGUUCUGAUGACGAGAAACAGACUGAGACAGAGUCAAAGAAGCUGUUGAUCUGUCUUCCUGUGUGGUUUCUGGAGACUCUUGUCUGUGUCACCGCUGGGCUAUUGCACCGCGCAUACAUACGCAAUGCGUGUGAGUACCGUGUAUCCUUUGAUCUUACUCCGUACGGGGACCUCGCGUUUUUGGAGGCAUUUGCACCUGAUACACCGUCAAUAGCAUCUAAACCAAGAAGUGCUGGCGCUACUGUUUUGUUCGUAAAAACGUUUCAGGAUGAUUUGGUACGAUUGCAUUCCAGAGCCCUUGAUAGCUUGGUGUGUCGCUGUGGUCGCGAGCCAAGGUGGCGUUGUGCGAAAGCUGAUAUACUCCUAAACCCGCUGUCAAAACAACGACUGUCUUCGACCUCUGAUCCAUGUGGCGCUCUGAAAAGUUAUUUGGUGGCAGCCUCACUGGCAACUAAUUUCUUCGCCGACAUGGUUUCUGUGGUGGACAUCAUUGAUCAAAGCUCACUUGUCCGUUUGAGUCAAUGUCUUUUAAAAGUAGGUGCGCAUGUUGCAGCUGCCGUAUUGUAUCAGUGUUUCAUGCCUGAAGAAUUCAAGUAUGGCCUCCGCAUCUUGCGUCUUGCCCCUGGAUCCCAUGACGAGGCAUUCUUUCAGUAUUUUUGGGAGCUGCCAUUCCUGGAGUUAUUAGUGGACCUGCACUCGAGUCCGAAAUAUCACAAUGAUAGAUAUGUGAUGCUGUUAACAAACCUUAUCCAGUCCCCCCGAGUUGAAUAG